CAGCACACGUAUAUGCACCCCGGGACGCUCCUCUUGCCGGGCAGAAUCAGCCCCUCCCCAACCCGCAGUGCGCAUCAACGCACCGAAUGCGGAGCACCAUAUCAAAAGAGUAUUGGUCACUAGUUCAGUGCAUCAUUCUUCAGUCCACGCCUCGACAACCCAAUUCCAUCCGGAUACAAAAAAAAAAAAACAAGAGAGUGCACACGACUAAAUAUAGAUGCUGGUGGCAGUGUACGUGUUUGUGGCGGUGGCCUCCGGCCUUCCCUUGGUGGCCCUUCUAGACACUUUCCGUGCAUGUGAUGUCGACCAUGCGUUUUUGAACGACGAGGAGUCGCUCAUGGCCUUGGCCGAGGAGCACGACUUCCCCACUCUUUCGCCCGAGGAACAGCGGGCGUACUUGGAAGGAGAAGAAUUUCUGAAGUUGCACCCGCCGGACCCGGCACACGCCAGGGGCAAGGCGUUCACACGUGACGACGAACUCGUGAUCAAGGACUGUGGCAUCAACGCGUUUGAGUUCGAGCAGGAGCACGACAUUCUUGCGCCCCGCUUCGUGGUCGAAGAUAGGACGGAAAUCAACUUCACCAACAACGCCCGGCUGUACUCCACGGCCACUGCAGUGCUGCGGUUUCCACUUCCAAUCAAAAACCGCCUGCCGGAUACCGUUUAUUUCGAGGUCAAGGUGUUCGAGUAUGCCGAGGAUGUGCCCAACGCCCACUUUGCCAUAGGCCUCGUCACCAAGCCGUACCCCUCGCAGUUCCGGCUCCCGGGCUAUAACAACUUCUCGAUGGCGUACGAAUCCACGGGAAACCUCAAGAUCAACAAGCCGUUUCCCACGCCGUUGCAGCAACAUCGCGGCACAGAAAGCCAGUAUAAUGCACUUGUUCUUCCGCCGCUCAAGCAGCUGGACGUGGUGGGAUUUGGCUAUGUAGUGAGCUCGGGCACGUACUUCAUCACCCGCAACGGGAAGAAACUCAUGGACGUGAUGAAGGGCUGCCACUUGGACCUCUACCCCGCCGUGGGCUGUUUUUCCACCAACGGCAGGUUCCAGGUGAACUUUGGCCAGAUGGGCUUUGUGUGGAUCGAGGCCAACGUGCGCAAAUACGGGUUUUUCUCUGCCAGCGACCGGCGCUUUGCGGGCCAGCGGGGCUUGGCAUCCUUGCCCGAAUACGGCAAUUCCAUCUUACUCAACGACAAGCUUUUGGACAAGGGUGACGAGCUCCCGCCAGAAUACCCCGAGGAGGAGCUUGAUUUCUUUGGCCGUAAAAUCCGCGUCGGGACCUCGGCACAAUUCCACGGCAAGAAGCUCAACGAGGAUUCGGAAUUCGAGGUGAAGGAUUGA
Molecule: messenger RNA, 1339 nt
Organism: Metschnikowia bicuspidata var. bicuspidata NRRL YB-4993
Lineage: Eukaryota; Fungi; Ascomycota; Pichiomycetes; Serinales; Metschnikowiaceae
Exons: 2
Coding region: 218-1339 (373 amino acids)
Molecular function (GO): protein binding
Source: RefSeq, a predicted model, not a curated record